This is a messenger RNA of Hippopotamus amphibius kiboko, 1152 nucleotides long. Its product is annotated as pregnancy-associated glycoprotein 2-like. Bases 7 to 1152 code for a protein of 381 amino acids. Gene Ontology annotation, biological process: proteolysis. The record is from RefSeq and is a predicted model, not a curated record. The transcript has 9 exons. Lineage: Eukaryota; Metazoa; Chordata; Mammalia; Artiodactyla; Hippopotamidae. Gene Ontology annotation, molecular function: aspartic-type endopeptidase activity.
AGAAGUAUGAACUGGCUUGGGAUCCUCGUGCUGGUGGCCUUCUCAGAGUGCCUAGUCAUAAUCCCCUUAACGAAGAUGAAGAUCUUGCGAGAAACCCUCAGGGAGAAAAACCUGCUGACAAGUGUCCUGGAGCAGAACACAGAAGUACGGUCCCAGAAUGUCACUGAUGACCCCAAAUUUUCUCUUCAUCCCCUGAGGAACAGCCAGGAUCUGGUCUACUUCAGACACAUCACCAUUGGAACGCCCCCUCAGGAGUUCAGGGUCAUCUUUGACACUGGCUCAGCUGACUUGUGGGUGUUAUCCAUCUACUGCUUCAGUCCUGCCUGUCGUGCAAAGAAGCUCUUCAACCCUCACUUGUCCACCACCUUCCAGCACAUGAGGGAGUUCUUCAAAUUAAAAUACGACUGUGGGAGGAGUGUUGGAUCUCUUGGCUAUGACACUGUUCGGAUCGGGAACCUUGUCGACCUGGGCCAAGCAUUCAGCCUGAGCGAGAGGCAGAUUGGGUUUGGAAAUAAACCCUUUGAUGGCAUCCUGGGCCUGGGUUACCCCAGCAUCGCCCUUGAAGGGAUCACCCCCGUCUUUGACAACCUGAAGACACAAGGCGUCAUUUCUCAGCCUGUCUUUGCCUUCUACUUGAGCAAUGGGAAGGAAAAUGGCAGUGUGGUGAUGUUUGGCAGCGUGGACCACAGCUACCACAGAGGAGAGCUCAAGUGGACACCAGUGUCCCAAACCAGCUACUGGCAGAUAUCCAUGAACCGCAUCACCAUGAAAGGGAUGGUUGUUGGUUGUUUCAAUGGCUGCCAGGCCAUUCUGGAUACCAGGACCUCAUUUCUGGUUGGCCCACCUAGACUGGUCACUACCAUCCAGAAGCUCAUCAACGCCACACCUUCGGGUGGAGAGUACGAGGUUCCAUGUAGCUCUGUCACACAACUGCCUACCUUCACUCUCAACAUUAACAGCAAUGAGUAUCCAGUGCCCAUUCAGGCCUACAUCCAGGAGAAUCUCCGGGGCCGCUGCCUGAGCACUUUUCAACAUGAAACACUCCAAUCAAACGACACAGAGACCUGGAUCCUGGGUCACGUCUUCCUGAGGCUGUAUUUCUCAGUUUAUGAUCGGGGAAACAACAGGAUUGGCCUGGCUCCUGCAGUGUAA